CCCAUCCUGUCCUUUUGGAAAUAAGGAAGGUGACACUGGCAGAGGGGAUUUCUUCCCAGCCUUCUUAUUGGCCCUUUGUCUCCCCUGGUUUCCUGGGGACUGGGGCCAGGGAAUAAAGGCAGAGACCAGAGGGAAGGAGCCUGUUGCUGCUCCGGUGAGUUCUCUGACUCCUUCUUUGGACUGCACCCGGUGAUGGAGACCCCACUCGAGAAGGCUCUGACCACGAUGGUCACCACUUUCCAUAAAUACUCGGGGAGAGAGGGCAGCAAGCUGACUCUGAGUAGGAGGGAGCUGAAGGAGCUGAUCAAGAAGGAGCUGUGUCUUGGUGAGAUGAAGGAGAGCAGUGUGGACGACCUGAUGAAGAGUUUGGAUAAGAACAGCGACCAGGAGAUCGACUUCAAGGAGUACUCGGUGUUCCUGACCACGCUCUGCAUGGCCUACAACGACUUCUUCCUGGAGGACAACCAGUGACGGGGCCCAGGCCCUGGCCUCUGCAGCUCCUAUCACACACCCUUCCAGAAGGAUGCUGCUUUAGCCUUCCAUUCCCGCAGAGGAAAUAAAGAUUUUCCUUUCCAGGG
Sus scrofa (pig) is the source of this 578-nucleotide messenger RNA. The record is from RefSeq and is a predicted model, not a curated record. NCBI's taxonomy places the organism in Eukaryota, Metazoa, Chordata, Mammalia, Artiodactyla, Suidae.